UUUUAAAAAGGGAAAAAAAAGAGCUAUCGCUGGAGUCGAUGUCGCCGAUGGCCCUCCCCUUCACCCAAACUCAACCCUUGUCGUCGCAUCUUCAUUUCCCAAACCCAAUCACCCGCGUCGUCUCCUCUUCUAUCGACCUCCCUCCGCCGCCACCCUCGCCCCCGCCCCCGUCAACAGGAAGACGAGAGAAGAGAAGAGAUCGAAUCGAGAUGGGCGUUAGCAGCAGUACUAGUUCGUGGCGGCGCGCUCUGGGGCAACGAUUCAACCGGGAGGGGGCGGCGUCGUUCCUGGGCGUCGCGGUGACGGAACCCCACCUCGCUCUCUCUCACCUCUCCGUCCCCGACAUCCGUUGGGUCGACUGGCCCGCCAUUCGCCGCCUCGGUUUCCGCGGCGUCGUCUUCGACAAGGACAACACCCUCACCACCCCGUACUCCCUCGCCCUCUGGCCUCCGCUUUCUCCCUCCCUCCGACUCUGCCAAGCUUCCUUCCCCGGAUCCGUCGCCGUCUUCAGCAACUCCGCCGGUCUAAAACAGUAUGAUCCUGAUGGAGCGGAGGCGAAAGCUCUGGAGGAGGCUAUCGAGGGGAUUCGGGUCGUAAAGCAUGGGCAUUUUUUCCCAGUCUUCUUUUUGUUGAAUCAACUUUUGCAUCUGGUGAACCAGCAUGGCAUACAUAUAAAGCUUUUAUAUGAGGUAAAGAAGCCAUCUGGAACAGCUGAAGAUAUAGAAAGGUACUUUGGUUGUCCAGCCUCACUUCUUGUCAUGGUGGGAGAUCGAGUUUUCACUGAUGUGGUAUAUGGGAACAAGCAUGGCUUUCUAACCAUUUUAACUGACCCAUUUAACCUUUCGGGAGAGCCUUUUAUUGUUAAGCAGGUCAGGAAAUUGGAGCGUCUUCUCGUGAAUUACUGGCGUAAGAAAGGUCACCAACCCCCAAAACACGAUCUUCUUGCGGGAGCUCAACGAUGUAUAAAAGUUUCACCUUUGUAACAUCCUUCUUAUUUUACAAGCAUAUCAAUUAUUUAUUAGCAUCAUUAUACAGAAUCUAGUCAGUAUUUGUUCAGCACAAUAUUUUUUAUAAAAAAACACGGAAAAGAAUUGAAUGGGGUGAUUUACUGUA
Zingiber officinale is the source of this 1113-nucleotide messenger RNA. RefSeq names its product phosphatidylglycerophosphate phosphatase 1, chloroplastic/mitochondrial. NCBI's taxonomy places the organism in Eukaryota, Viridiplantae, Streptophyta, Magnoliopsida, Zingiberales, Zingiberaceae. Gene Ontology annotation, molecular function: phosphatidylglycerophosphatase activity. The record is from RefSeq and is a predicted model, not a curated record. The transcript has 6 exons. The coding region runs from base 39 to 983 and encodes 314 amino acids.